ACAGUACAGUCAGCGAUGCUUGAACCCCGCGCUCCCCUGACGGAAAACAACCCGCUUUCCAGCACGGCUCCCUCUCUCCAAACCGUGCGGAUCAGGCUCCGCCGGGAAUGCUGCGGGCACCGGGGCCGAUGGGGCGUGCGGCCCGGGCGGGGCUGGCGGCGGGGCCCCGCUGGGGCACACCCGCCCGGCGCGGCGCUCCCGGGGCGGGGCGGGAGGCGGAGCCUUGGCGCCGCCGCCGAGCCCCGCAGCGGGGCCGGGCGCUGCUGCCGCCGGAGCCUCGCCUGGCCUCCUCCCUCCCGGGCUUGCCACAUCGGCACCGCCGUUCCGAGAAGGCGCUUCCCGGAGCGGAGCGGGAGCCCAGCGCGGGGAGAUGGAGCCCCGGUGCUGCCACCGCCGCCGCCCCCCGGGACUCGCGCUCCGCCAGGGCCGCUGCUGCCACUGCCGGGACGGAGAGAGCGGCCCCGCCGCCGUCUAACGCCGCAGCCCCGGCGGCGCGGGCGGCGGGGCGGGGGGAUGCUGGGCGCGGGGGCCGCGGCGCUGCAGCUCCUCUCCCGGGCCGUGAAGCAGGCGGCGGCGCAGGGCGCUCGGCAGGACCUGGGCCGCUGGCUGUCCCGAGCCGCCGGGACGGCCGCGGGAGGCGGCGGCAGCGGAGACACCAUCGGCUUCGUCCCGGCGGAGGCGGCGGGGGCCGGCGGGCUGCUGCUGGGGCCCUGCGCGGACCAGGACGGGCUGCCGCCCGCGGAGCUGCUGCUCUGCCAGCUGCCCGAGCCGGGCGGCGGCGGGCAUGGGCUGGCCGAGGCCCGGGGCUGGCGCUGCUCCUGCUGCCUCCUGGGCACCUGCUGGUGCAAGAGCUGCUUCAGCCUGUGCGUCCUGGCCGCCGUCUGCUUCGCCUCGCUGGCCCUGGUGCGGCAGUACCUGCGGGACCUGCUGCUCUGGGCCGAGAGCCUGGACAGCCUGGCAGGCGUGCUGCUCUUCACCGUGGGCUUCAUCGUCGUGUCCUUCCCGUGCGGCUGGGGCUACAUCCUGCUCAACGUGGCCGCCGGCUACCUCUACGGCUUCGUGCUGGGCAUGGGGCUGAUGGUGUUCGGCGUCCUCGUCGGCACCUUUGUCGCCCACGUGGCCUGCAAGCGGCUGUUGUCCCGCUGGGCACGGGCCAGGAUCCAGGGCAGCGGGACGCUCAGUGCCAUCGUCCGUGUCGUGGAGGGCGGCAGCGGCCUCAAGGUGGUGUUUCUGUCGCGGCUGACGCUGAUCCCCUUCGGGCUGCAGAACGCCGUGUUCGCGAUUACAGAUUUAUCACUACCCAACUACCUGAUGGCUUCUUCACUCGGGCUGCUUCCUACUCAGCUCCUGAACUCGUACUUGGGCACCACCUUGCGCACCAUGGAGGACGUGAUUGCAGAACAAAGUGUUAGUGGCUAUUUUGUAUUCGGUUUACAGAUUGUCAUAAGCAUAGGACUCUCGUUUUAUGUCGUUCACCGGGCUCAAGUGGAACUCAAUGCAGCGAUUGUAGCGUGUGAGAUGGAAAUGAAGACGUCGCUUGUUAAAGACACUCAGCCAAGCAUCAAUGGCUCAACCACAUACUGCAGCAAGAGGACAGUAGCAUUCUCUGGAGGGGGUGUCAAUAUUGUCUGAUGUCAAGUAUUAAUGACUAAGUAAGGUUUUGUGAACCUGAGCUAGAAAUAUCUUGAACCUUGCCUAGAAGUAUCUAUGGACAAUUGAAAUGGACUUAAAAAAAUUACAAGUGAUUACAGGUUGUACUGUGGCACAAACCAACCGACCAGCUCUUUAAUUGCACAUGGGGUGAUUUCUUGCAAGACAAGGAAGAUGGCAAAGUAACUUAAGAUGUAAAUGCAAAUUUGGCUGCACCUUUGGUCAUUUAUUAUGCCUGUCAUGGCCUGUAAUCUGCACUUUAAGUAGGUUUUUUUCCUUUGCUCCUAUAAACUGAGAAAUGCUUCUAUAAACAAAAAAGUAGCACAGAGGUAAAUAUUUUUCUGCUUAGCAUUAUUUAUAAGGCUAAAUAAUUAUAUACAGUAGAAUUUUAGUACUGAUAAAGGUGAAUGAGAAAGUAUACAAUUCAGUGUAUGUUAUUCUUGAAUGUGCUUUUGCUUUGGAAUUGCUUCCAGAACUUGAAGUGUAUUAUUUAGCUAAUGAUGGGACCAUUUGGCUUUUUCUUCAUUUUUGAUUUAAAAAAAAAAAUAGAACCCUAUAUAAAGUUUUGGUUGAAUGUAUUUUUCUAAGUCAUUACAAAUGUUGCAGAGCCAUGCAAAUGUAUUCACACAAGCUUAAAUCCUACAUUGUGGGACUGAAGUGCUCUUAAAUUACAUUUUAAGUUACACUGUGUAAUAUGCAAAGUACAAGGGAAAAUGCAGAAGUUAGAUUACAAUGACUAUUUGAAUGACACUUAAUUGGUUUUGCCACCUUGGUGAUUGUAACAAAGGGCUGUUCCACAUUAGUCCUAUAUGUGAUAUUUUUAAUUGUUAAAAGGAUGAAGUUUUUCAGCUCACAUGACUGCAUAUGGUAAGGCUUCUAGAACAGGGAGCUAAGUCUCUGCUCUAAACAGAAUGAUGGGAUAUUAGCAGUACUAAUUUUACAAGAAGGUGGCCUUUAUUUUGUAAAUGAAUCCCCUCUCCCCUUAAAAAGCUUUAAAAAUUCACUUUGGUUGGCACAUUUUUUGUACUAGUUUUACAUUUUUUAAAAGAUGCAAUCUAUUACAAAUUUCAUUAGAGUGAAGAAACGAAAACUAGAGGUUCUCCUUGGAAAAAGAAAUAAUCCAGUAAUGGAGAGGACAGCAAUGUCUCUGAGACUCAGGAAUUCUGACUCCAUUUUUGCAAGACAAACUAUAUUGGAUACUGCUCCUUUUACGCCUGCUGUGGACUGUUUUUCACUGCAUUAAAUAGACUGGAUAACCUGGUGGUAACUUGUGUGUGUGUCUAAAAGAAAACAAUAAUUCCUGAACACAAUGUUCUGUAUGUGUGAGUUUCAUGUAGAUAUACAUACCAAUGUUCAAUGGCUCAAACACAUGCAAGUCAUCUGGUACAAAAAAUAAUGUAAAGUAUAGCUUCUUUUGUAGUUAUUUUAUGUGAGUUUUUAAGGAUGCUUUCAGUCUUCAAAAUUUUAUGUUGUUUUCUAACAGUAUGAUUGUGCCUCCUUUUUGUAAGGUUGUAGAGUCGAUGCAUUUUUGUGAGACUAGUGGGUCUUCAAGGCCUUUGGGAAGCAGAGAUGUGACAGCCUCUGGCAGCCUUACUGAGAGGACGCGCAGCACUCGCGUAACCGAACAUCUGCACGUUUCUUCCUGCGGAGUUCCAUUUUGUUCCUCAAAUGCCUAUCCUUUGCAGAAUGGUGUUCUUGGGUCCUGUGCCCUAAAGAACUGAGCUAGGUUAAUGAAAGCAACAAAGUUCAGAUUGUCUCCUUUCUGUUGUUUAGGGGCUUGGUUUGUUUUGUUGUGGUUUUUUUUUUUGGUUGGGUUGUGUUUUGGGGUUUUUGUUUUGGUUUUUGUUUGGUUUGGUUUCAUUUGGUUUUGGGUUUAGUUUUGACUGGUUGGUUGGUUUUUGAAAAGGCAAUCUGUAUCUACCUGGAAGUGUUAAUCUACACAUCUCUGCCUCUGUCAGCUCCUGUGUGAAAACAAGAGAGCCAGAUAACUUCUUGAUGGCGUUAUUUGUCAUCAUAGUAUAAUUGAAUAAUUGAGUCCUUUCUUAACUAAAUGGGUUUUUUUUGUUUGUUUCUUGUGAAGAACAGUCCUUCAGUGAACUGAUCUGAACUUUGCUCUAUCUUGCCAAAUGAACAAUAGUGUUUUGAAGAGGGUAGCUCUUUCUUUGCAUUUUUUAACUAACUUAAGGUUGUGUUGAUUAUUUGAAACAUUUCCCAAAUAUGUAUUUUGAAGUGCUUUUAUUUCCAUGACAUUUUGUAACCAGAGUAACUUCACUAUGUGAACACUUUUGUAGUAUGGAAUUAGUUCUUAAGACUUUUGCAUUUUGCUUGAUACUUGUAAUAUUUGUGUACAAGUUAAUGGGAAAUGUGCAUUAAAAGGAACUUUUCUGUACCAUGCCAAUCAUAAUUUUAUACAAUAAAUUCACUCAAAUUUCUUUAAAGGAAUAUGUAUUAAAUGUUUUAAGUUGCUAUGAUGUAGUUGGAAAGAAGGUGCAGGGGAUUUUCAUCUUUAUGCAGCCAUACAAAGAUAAUUGUCUGCAUCAAAGGAGAAACAAGUUAGACUUUAAGGAUGAAUUCCAUGGGUGGGGAGUUACUAACAAGGGAAAUAGACUUGAUUUUUACUUUUGUUUAAUUAAAUACAUGCUUAAUUCUAUUAGGUGCUUCAAAGGUUUGGUAUUUGCAGCUGCCUUUUUGAUAGAAGAAUAAGCUUACAUGUGCUUGUGAGAAACAUGCUACAAAACUGCAAGAGGAUUGAUAUUUCUGAGCAUAACAGUAGCAAAAUUGAUGUAAUUACUAUUUUGUUAAGAUAGGCUCCCUACCUAGUCUAGUUAAAACCCACAAAGAUAUGAAUCUAGUUUAAACAGAAUGUGGCAAGAAUAUUUUCUGGGUUGUCAUGAUGGUGGCAGUUCUGCUUCUUGUAUAUGAAAGAUACCUAAAGGGUAGGUCAUAAAGAAAGACUCUCAGCUGCGUGGCACCGUUUUUUCUUCUGCCGAGUGGUAAGUGCAACUGUGCAGUAAAUUUGUCAAAAUUUAACUUCAGACUAAGCAUCUCUGAGAAAAUCCUUUUUUUAGUCCCAGAGCUUUAUAUACUCUUUUCAUACUUAUUUUUGCACAAUAACUUGGUCAAGCAUUGCUGAGGCCAAGUUUGAAGAAUGGAAAGCUGCUCUUAGAUUGUGUGUGGCUUUUGUCCCAUACCGGAUCCUUUGCAUUCAUUUUCAGCUUUCCACCUGAGACUGAUAAAAUUUGGAUUUUGACUCAUUGAGAUAACUGGAGUCAUCAGUUGUCUUGCAAAUAAUCUAGGAUACGAUGUGUAAGAUGAAAUAUAAGUGUUCCCAUUCACACUGUGGUAGUUUUUAAUAGCCCAAGUAAAGAACUUGGGUAGCUCUGUGACAGGCUUUCUCACAAUAAUUCAAAUCUGGUACUAGUCCUGUCUGUGUAAGAUGAUGGUUUGGGCAUGAGGGGAUAUGAAUCGAUUGCAGAAGGAAAGCUGAUGCAAAUUCUGGCUGUGCUGUGCAAAGCAGCUUGUCUCUGUCCUCUCCAGUCCUGGAGAAUUAGUGAUGUGCCUGGCAGCACAGGGGUAAUGAGUCUAACAAAUUCUCUCUUCAUGGACAUUAGCAUUUGUCCUGCACUACCCUGCUGUAUUGAUUUUAAAUCUAUAUUAAUUUAUUAGUGAUAAGUAGCAAGAAGCUGAAUCUGCGGUGUCAAUCCUGUCCCUUUCCUACUACUAUAUAUUAUCCUGGUGUAUUGCUAAACUUAAAAUUACAUUUUAAUGAAGUUCUAAGUUCAUUAGUGUAAGUUAAGUCCACCUUGCUAGCCAAGUGACUAAUGUGCAGUUGGUUGGCUCUGGAUUCUCAAUUCAUUUGGGAAAUUAGCUGGGCCAGAUUUGCUGUUGUGAGAUGAAAAGUCCUCUAACUUUCCUUCUAAUUGUUUAGAGCUUCAGAUGCAUUGCUAAAGAAAUUAGCAGAACAGGGUUAAUGUACUGGGGGUUUUGCUUUGUUUUAGAACAGAAGUCAUUAGCAAGGUAGCAGAAGGGUUUCUUCUGCCUGAUCCUGAGACUUGAAUAUUAGGUGCCAUCCUUUUAGGAAGAUGGCGUUUCCAAAGAUGUAGCUCACAUAAGCUUAUGUCAUUCGAGGUAAUAAAGGACUGGCUUUGGUGCAGAGGAUGCAAAACUUGGAUCAUUCAGUUAGUGUGACAAGUCUGUUUACAUCAUGCAAUCUCCAGCCCGCACAGUUUGUCAUUGGUGACUGCAGUGCAUUGCUUCCCAUCCUCCUCUGCAGGAGGAGGAAUUUAGAGAGCUGCAAGUUGUUCAAGCUGAAGGGAAAGAAAUAGUCAUCUGGGCACAGUGGACACAGUUUGAAGAGUUAAAUUGACCGUGUUGCCAGACAUUUGAAUACACCUAAGUGCCUUGGUUCUGUAAUUGCCACAUCCUAUGGCACCUUCUGCAUCUUACCAGGGCAGGGCAGCUGGGUAGCCUUGCCUUGAGGCAAGGCAGCAUUUUCUCUUCUAGAGAAUUCUAGCAUGCUUUGACUUUUAGACCUCUUAACUUCUGAAAUAAUCUUCUGCUGACUUUUCUGUAAAUUAGAAAGGUUUAGUUUGUCCUAAUAACAGGGUAAGAUCACCUGGGAUACAAAUCUGUGUGCCGAGUGGUGUUCCUGUGUGUGCGUGAGCUCCCUUUGCUGAAUGUGGGGUGUUUCCCUCUGUUCCCUGUAAGCUGCAGCUGUUUCCCUUAAAGUUUGCAAGUAGGUGGCUGGGUGGGAGGAAGGACGGAAAGGCCUGCGGUGAUGAACUGUUCUAAUAACAAAUUUUCACUGUGCUUUGGAAACUUGAUUGCUUAAGAUCACAAAUAUUCUCCAUGUAAUGUGAGAAAUGGUAGGUGGUGAGGGGAAUAGACUAAUGAAUUCUCUGAUUUUUGUGAGGGAGUAAGAAUUUGCUUGAAUAGAUUAUGAAGUACCCAGAUGAUAGAGGGUUGGUUUUGGUUGGACUUUUGGGGGUGGAGAGGGGUGGGGGUGGUACUACUGGAAGUAAAUAACACUGAAAUGGCAACACUAUGAAGCUUUAAACCUUGACUUUUUAUGACUGUUCCAGGUGUCUUUUACAGCUAUGGGUGAUAAUGCCUCAGAAGAAGCUGGAGUAAACACUCAGAGAGUGUUUCUUGGAUUCUGUAGAGCUGCUGGAUGCACACCUCUGCCUCCAGGACCCGCUUUUUUAAUUUGAGCUAGAGAGGUGCAAACCAGAAGUAAUGGCUAGAUCUCAUCAAAAGUGGAACGUUUGUUGCUGCCCUUUUGAUGUCUUAUGCAGCAGCAGCACAUGGCAGAUGGUUUGCCUGCCUGAAAGGCUUCCUUUUUGCCUUGCUCUGCUUUGCCUGGCACAGGUGGUGGCUGGGGGAAGAAGAGCUGUGCACUUGUCAUUUGCUUUUCCACCAGCUGAGGAGGCAGAGAUUGCUGAGCUGAAGCCAGAAGUUGCUCUGUCUUUCAUCCCCAAAUCACUACGAGUAACUUCCUUUCCCUGUGAUCUAAAAAAAAAAAAGAAAUUACAAAACCAACCCAAAAUAUAUGAUAAUUAAUAAAAAACCCCCAAACACUGCCACCCAAGAAAGCUUCAGAACUGGUAAAAUUCAUACCAGUUAAUUAAUAUUCUAUAUAUUUUCCCAUAGAUGUAAAUUGAGGUACAAAAUGAUGGGUUUUUUUCUGUUCAGACAGCUGUAGUAAUCUCUUCCACUUUCAGCAACUCCUGUGAGGUUCUGCAGUCAGUGAGCUUGUGAGGGACCAGUGCUGUGGUAGCUGUGCAGGGAUUUCCUUGCAGCUGACAUUGGACAGAAUGACUGAUUUCCAACCAUUUUCAUGUGGCACUGAAUUUUAGGGUUUCACAGUUGUAGAAACCAUAGCCACGUGCACAUGUGCAGCUCCAAGGUCAUAUAGACUGGUGCUUUACAAGCAUUUUGUGUUGUGUUCUGUGGGAAUGCUGCAGUGGUUGUAAUAUGAUGUGUGUCUUUCCAGGUUUUAGCCAGAGCACAGCUGAUUUUUGUGCAGUGAGUUGAAAUGUAUUUCUCUGACUACAGCAUGCUUCUUUCCCCCUGCCCCGCAGCAGCCACAGCAGUUUCUCAGAUGUUGUAUGGUUAUCAUUUGGUUUGCAGGCAAAUAGAGGACUCUGCUAUGUGUACAUGCUGGUCCAUCAUUGAGCAGAUCUUUUUCAGUGGUUGUCUCCUUUCAGCUGAGGAAUCUAUCCGUCUUUUUUCCACCCACUUCGCUCAGUCUAAUAACAGACAUUCUUCUUGCAAUGGAUGCUUCCUUUAAUUGAGUUGGGUAUGGUAGUGUUCUUUCAAACAAGCUUAGAGGUGGGAAAAUGGCAGGGUCUGGAGAAAUAACUCUGGCUGGGCUCCUCAGAGCCCUGGCAUUUGCAAUGCAGAAAAGUAUUGUAGUAAUGAGUUUCAAAAAUGUUUCCAUAAAGAAUCAGUUUGAGAAUUUAAAAUUUAGAGGAGGAAGGGGAAAGUUGCAAUUAGUGAAAUAAUAUUAGUAUACUUAGCAAGUGGUAAAAACCCUGGCAGCUAUAAUUAGAGGACUUUAUUCUCUCCUUUUCAGUGAGUCAUUCCAUAAAGAAUGGAUUAAAUGUAUUUUUAAAAUUCUUUUUACUUGUUAAAACCCGAAUAGGAAAGGAAAGGGAGUCACAGAAGAAUGUAUUAGCAAUGCAGAAAAUGCAGACUUGUACAGAUUACUGAAUAUUAACCUUGAGACAAGGCAGAAAUUUGCUUUUUUAAGUGGCAGGUAUGUUGGUACAAAUCUACUUUUCUUCAUAUUUUUUCAAUUAUAUCUGCUCUGAUAAACAGAGGUUAAAAAGUAGUCAUGUAGUGAAGCAUGGGUAGAUUUGUAUCACAUGAGUUAUAUUCUCUUGGGCAAAAGUCCUUGAGUAUUCAAGGACUUAUGUGUAGAGCAGAAGAAUCUGGUGUUCUCUUCCUAUGCUCCAUGUUGUGUAUGAGCCACUUCAGUGUCUCAGAAUUGGCCAAAUGUGUAGCUGUGAUAACGUGGUAUAAGACUGAGCAAAUAAUCCCUCCGCUUAGCAGCAGCUCUAACCAGCUCAGAACUUGAUAGAGGAAAGCUGGGAGAUGCACCUGCGCUUUCUGGUAAUGGAUAUCAUUGGCCAUUAUCAUAGUGAUAUUUACAAUGUUUGAGGUACCUCUGAUGGAAGCCCUUUACAGGUGUACUGUGUGAUAAUAUUUACCUAAAUAAGAGAUGAGUUUUCUCCUAAAAAAACCAACCAAACAAACAACCAACCAAACAGAAAAAAA
Passer montanus (Eurasian tree sparrow) is the source of this 8928-nucleotide messenger RNA. It is a transcript of the gene TMEM64, whose product is annotated as transmembrane protein 64. The record is from RefSeq and is a predicted model, not a curated record. The coding region runs from base 16 to 1632 and encodes 538 amino acids. Lineage: Eukaryota; Metazoa; Chordata; Aves; Passeriformes; Passeridae. The transcript has 3 exons.